This is a messenger RNA of Rhodofomes roseus, 1308 nucleotides long. RefSeq lists its product as uncharacterized. The transcript is spliced from 2 exons. The record is from RefSeq and is a predicted model, not a curated record. The coding region runs from base 285 to 815 and encodes 176 amino acids. NCBI's taxonomy places the organism in Eukaryota, Fungi, Basidiomycota, Agaricomycetes, Polyporales, Fomitopsidaceae.
UCCUGCAGCUAGCAACCCGGACUGGCAUCUCUCCUCCGACCCCCAUGCUCUAGCUGUUCUCCACCUAUACGCACGAACCUCCAACACGACAACGCGCGAUAACACACAGAAGGUAGGGCGAUCAGGCAGGUUGUGCAACGACAGAGCCUGAUGCUCGGAAACAGCCAACUUCAACGACAACACGUACAUUCACUUCGUCAACACUAUCUUUCUCAGACUCUCACUAACCACUACUGUGAGGACAAAGCUUGCUGUACGAACACUGAGUUGACUUUCCGGUUCAGAUGGUCUCCGACAGUGCUAUUGCUGCAGGCGUUAGCGUCUCUCUCGUCGCGGUCCUCGCCAUCGCCGUCUUUCUCUUCUGGUAUCUCCACAGGCGUCAUGUACACGUCGCACAAAGCCAACCUGCGAAACCGGUCAAGCGGAGUACACUGCUCGAUCCCAGUCAUCCCGCAUGUCAUGUAACCCCAUUCGGGUCGCCAGGAGAGGCAGUCCGUUUCGUGCAAGAACCGGGCGCGAACAUGCGCACCGCACAUCAGCGCGAAGACGGUGGCUGGGAGUUCACAGACAUGUCGCCGAACGACCUCUCCACGUUCGACCUGACGGGCGUCGUGCAGCCCCGGAACUCGCUCUCCGGCCGUUCAACAUUGAGUUUCGCGUCGACGCUACACAUGGGCUCGGAUAAGAAGGCGAAGCUCCUCCCGGGCGAGCUCACCACCCGUGGGUACCUGGAACGCGACAUGGACGUCGACAUUGAGGGCAACCCUCCACCCGCGUAUUCGCAUGCCCAUCGAGACUCCAUCGUCGAGCCCUGAGCCUGCGCCCGCAUCCGAGGUCAUUUCUCACCUGCGCUGGCUUGACUUUUGAUCCAAGGGCGCAUACAUUUCUGAUGUUCGCCGAGCGCUCAUUCAUGUGUACCUUGCUCUAUGCUCUCUAUUGCUUUUUCCCUUGCUGCUUCCUUUGGGUUGAUUUGCGGGUUGUAUCACACAUGCGAUGAUGUACUGCUUUCUACCGUGUUAUCCGGCUGGCCUCAAUAAGUGCGCCCCUCGAAGAACCACGGGCGUCUCCACGCAUAUAUUCUCCAGGCGUGUAUCUGUCAGGGAGAUGCUUCUGGAAUCUGCAGUUUCCUUGUCUCGGUCGCGAUGCUAGCUGAUAUUCUGCAGACACGCAUUCCCAUGCACGUCUGAAAGGUCCGAUGGACAGCUCCCUUUGCUAUCUCUUGCAUGGCGGUAAGGGUUUGAAUCGCGGAACUGCUCAACUGCGCGCUCCGACCAUAUAGCUGUUCAAUCAAUGGAGGUCAGUACCCAC